Leptidea sinapis is the source of this 8386-nucleotide messenger RNA. It is a transcript of the gene Cpes, whose product is annotated as ceramide phosphoethanolamine synthase. The record is from RefSeq and is a predicted model, not a curated record. The coding region runs from base 437 to 1552 and encodes 371 amino acids. Gene Ontology annotation, cellular component: membrane. The transcript has a single exon. Gene Ontology annotation, molecular function: phosphotransferase activity, for other substituted phosphate groups. NCBI's taxonomy places the organism in Eukaryota, Metazoa, Arthropoda, Insecta, Lepidoptera, Pieridae. Gene Ontology annotation, biological process: phospholipid biosynthetic process.
AACUCGACACUCAAGCCCGCAUUGGCUUCACAGGCGGACUGCGUGCGCAUCACACGCAAACGAGACGAUUCCCAAACAUACAGUUUCGUUAUAUGUAAACAUUCAUUCACAAACCUGUCAUAAGGCCUUUUGUUUGGACAACAUCUCACGGAACUCAAUGUGGCCUUAGUAUGCAAUCGAAAUAAUAUUAUGUGCAGUGCGAUGGAUAUAUUAACAGUGACAAGUGUUAGCUAACGGUGAAAAAAACAUCUGGUGUUAUUGAGCUUCUGAGAGAAACGCCGAAUGUAUAAAUAGAAACCGAAUUUUAAUUCACGAAUUUAGGUAAUGCUUUCGACACAGAUGCGACUGUUGUGAUGUUUGAUAAUUUCGGAACGUGUAAUCUUCGUGUUUGGAUAUAAAUAAUAUAAAUCUGUAUGCACAUGAGUUAUAUUUCAAAAUGAUGUGGCCUUCCUCUCAAGCGAGUAAAAUCUUGACACUUCUUCUGUUUGUUGUAGUCGUAUACUGUAUAUAUAUGGACACAUUGCUUUUUCUAAGAAUAAAUAACUUUACAUUAGAUAUAUUCGAACAAGCAGUGAAUACCACGCAAGAUAGUUCGACGCACAAUACAAUAGUUCAGCGUAAUUACGAAGAUGUAACGUUGAUACCUUGUAAUAUAAACCCACUAUGUCAUCCUACUGUGAAAGCCUUGAUGGUCGAUCAUAUAAAUCAUUACAUAUAUGGCCCACUUUGUUCUCUACUAGACAUGGCUUUGGGCAUAUCAGAGAAAAUGCUGUUUCUGACACCGAAUAUGAUCUCGUUCUCCCAUGUUUUCAUCGCUGUGGUCGGUGCAAAAUUGUUGACUUGUCAGAAUUUGGCAGCACGACGAAUUGGGAUAGUAUUGUUUCAAAUUAGAAUGUUUUUGGAUGAUCUGGAUGGUCAUGUAGCCAGAGAGAGGAAACAUAUAAAGGGCGAACGCUCGGAGGUGGGCACUAUGGGUUACUGGGUUGAUGGCAUUUGUGAUUUACUCGGAGUCAUCGCAAUGAUGAUAGGAAUAGUGUUCUACUUGAAAAAUAACCCACCGAGAAGAGGCUAUAAAGGCACACCAGUUAGCACGCUGCCGUAUCACCAGUUAAAAGAAAUAAACUCAGCUGAAGACAUCGAGAAAGAUCACACGGCUGAAAUAGGUAUAUCGUAUAAAACCAAAGUGUCCUUUCAAAGGAUUGUACAAGUGAUAGGACUGUUUUCCGGACAAAUGGUGCUAUCUUCAUUAGCUUGGAACAGGUAUAUAGAUAUGUAUCAAAAUAUGCUAGAGAACUGCGUGGAAUAUGAUGUGUUUAGACGAGAGACUGCAUUUAAAUCUAGUAAGUUCUUCUUCGCGACCGGUUUUUGGCGAAUAGUGAAUCCACAUAGCUAUUUACAUUUAUUGUCACUUGCCAUUUUCUGUGAUAAGACUUGGCCGUUCCUGAAGGCAGUACAUUAUUCGGGCUACAUCUCUUUAGUAAUAACGGCCGGAGUGUCUGAAUAUUUAGUAGAAAAUAUUCGUUCGUACGUUAUGGCCGGUGGAGGUGUUUGAAAACUUGUGAAAAUUGAGGUGGGAAUUGAUUUAAUACGUCCAAGAAGUGUUUCUAUUGUAGGAAUGUUGGUUUAUUUAGACGAUGCGAAUUGUUUAUCGAUGUUAAGAGUUUAAUAAAUUAUUCGGCGAAAUCGACUGUACCUGGUAUAAUUUGUAUGUAAGUUAUCGAUAUUUUUGACUGUACGGUAUUUCGAUAGUUAUUCAAAUGUGUGACGUAAAACUGUUUAUCAUGCAAGUGGCCAUAUGUAGGUAGUUAGAUAUAAUUAUAGGGCAAUCAAUUAUUAUCUCUUUGUUAAUACAGUUGUUUUAACUGAUCUGCUAAUUGACCAAUUAUUAAGAGAUUUGAUUGCAACUUGAAUAGGUAAAAUCAAACGCAGUAAGAGUGGACUUCGAACUUUAAUCAGUCUUGCAAUUUUCAUGUAAUCUAAUGUAAUGUACUUUUUGCAAUGCAAGAAUAAUAAUUAUUGAAAUUGAUGAAGAUAACACUUUAAACGAAACCGAAUUAGAAAAUGAGGUUUUGAUAUUUCAACGAAAUAAAUAAUUUUAGUUUUGUAAAAUGUUGGAGAAAGUACAUUUUUAUUUCUUUUAUAUAAUAAUAAGCUUCUGUUUUAUAAAGUGGGCACAAAAAUCACUCCAAAUUAAAACUGUCUAUUGAAACAUAAGUUAAAAACAUCGUAACUAAUAUCUACCCAAGUUACAAAAAGAGAGGAUAAUAUAGUUGUAUUAAAUUUUUAUUUCGUUUUGAUAAUCACAGUUUGACUAAUCCUCUGCCAUGCCUAAUAAAUGCUUUGUAUACGUAAAGGCAUUUAUUUUCUCAAAUUUUGAAAAACGAAUAAAUACUUUUUGAUAUCAAGAAUAGCACUACCACCGUUUUGGAAGAAAAUGGUGCUGAGAGAGGAGAAACUGAAAUAACUAAUUAUACGACCCCACGUCCCGGUUAAUAUUUUGUUAAACAAUCUUGCCAAUCCGUACAAGCUUUGCUCGGUCUUAGAAUUUUUUAGACAAUUUCCGCAUCUAGAUUUGUUAAUUAAAUUUUUGAAAGUUUAUAAAAACAAACAAAUAAUUAUCCAAUUUGGUGCAGUUCGGAAUUUAUGCAUACAUUAAAUGAAUUUAUUUUUGCUUUUAAAUAUUUCUAUAAAUUGGUACCUACAACAUAUAAAUGUGUUUAUGAAUUUGUCAAAUCUAAUGAAAAUUAAAAUAUUAAAUAUAUACUUAAAAAUGAGACAACUUUACCAUAAACAUUAAUUAUUCGAACACGACAAAUUAAUAAAUUUUACUGUUUAUAUUUUACUCAAGAUCUCCACUGACGAAAAUACAUUGCUAGCAUUUUAAUUAUUGAAUAAAUUUUUAAUAAUAAAAUUUAUCAUUAUCCAAGAAUCUACCACAGAGAUUGUCUGGUUAAAGCUCUAAGAUCGUACCCGCGGCUCUCGGGUUCCGUCCGAGUGCUUUUACCAACUGAGCCAACCGUCCGUUAAAGGAGGAUGGCGAGAAUGCAUGUAUUUUGGGACCCACUGAAAGAAGUGGCGUACGUCAUGGAAACUUAUUAACAACUGCUGACCCGGCAAACGUUGUUUUGCCAUAUAAAGUAUAAUUCACGCGAUAGUUUUAUAAGUAAUAAAAUAUUGCCUAUAUUAUAGCCUGUACAUCAUUUCGUUCUAUUGUCAAUAGUUUAUGCAGCGCACGCAAAAAUAGGUUUUCGAUUUUACACCUUGUGUUACAAAAUAGCAAUUUUAUUGCGGAUCCCUAAUUUUGAAAAAAAAAACAUAGCCUAUAGCCUUCCUCGAUAAAUGGACUACCCAACACUGAAAGAAUCAUUCAAAUCGGACCAGUAGUACCAGAGAUUAGCGCGUUCAAACAAACAAAUACUGCAGCUUUAUAAUAUUAGUAUAGAUUGUAGAACGUAUCAAAACUAAGAAAAAAGCAAAUCGUAAGUAAGUCUAAAACAGUGUUACCUAAAAGUAAAAUAUAACCUAAAAUCAUUAUUUAAUAUCUAUUGGUCAAUCAAUAAUUUGUAUCUGAUGUCUAUGCCUAGUUACUGUCUGCUAAAAGAUAAUAUUAUAAUAUAUUAUAUUUGGAAGGUUGGCCAGCAGCUAAUAAUUGAGGAUUCACAAUUCAUUCUUUUAUCAAGCAGGUUUCUAAUCUUUUAAAGAUACUUACCUACUGAUUUAAGUAUCAAAAAACUGAAUUUUACUGAAUCUUAUUUUGAAUUACUACUGAAUUACCGAUUUGAGUAGGUAUAGAAAGUAUGAUGGUGUCGGAACAUCCAUAUAAAUAAAUAAUAACAACAUGUCAAAAAAUGUAGAUGUCAAAAAUUGCGCAAAACGUUCCUUUUAGUGCGAGAUCUCUUUUUUUUUAAAAAUUAUAAUAAUUUAUUUCUUUUGACUCCCAUAUCUUAGCGCCUCAAUAUUUUUGUAUAAACUUAAGUUUAUAAUUAAUACAAACUUAUGCUUGUACGAUGCUUCAUUAAUUUUUUAAUUAUGUGAGUCCAUUAUCGCCAUCCUCCUUUGUAUAUUCAAUACCAGAUGUGAGGUAUAUCACUUAAAAAUAACAAUCUGUUUAUAUUUGUAGGAAACGAAACCAUAAUAAAACCAACAACAAAACCCAUAAAUUAUUAGUUGAAUCAAAAUGGUGUAUUAGUAAUGUCUCAUCAACUCAAAAUAUAAUUUUGAGCAGUAAUUUUUCAAUCUGCUCAUACCAACACAAAUUUCAAUAAAAAACAUUUAGAGGAAACCAGACACCAAUAUCUAUAAUUAUGAGAUGCCUCAAAAAUUUUCGUAUUAGUAAUGUUCAAAUUGUAUUAUAAAAAUUGUUUUAUAGCGCUUGGUCUUUUUGCAGUCAAAUGGUGCUUGAUAUCAUCGCCAGUGAAGUAGGAGAGCGUAUUUAGGUCAAUGUUAUGUUCACUCGUGCCUACCGAACGGCGUAUAAAGCUGCUUAUAAAACUAUUUUUAUGUGCGACAUCAACUGAAGUUCGAAGUUAGCUCAUGGUAUACGCCUACACGCUUUCGCAACCGAUCUUAGCUAACUCAUAACUCGAAAAGUUGUUUAAUCGUCUCGCUAAGCAUCAAUUGCGCUUUGUACUCGGACGUAAAGGGGUACCACGGAAGAAUAUAACACUAUCUAUGUUUUAAAUAGUUGUAGAAUAUGUUUAUUAAAUUUUCGAAAAAUGUUUUCGAAAACGAUAAAGCCCUUGAACACGAGAAGACAAAAAAACACAGUAAGACACGACAUAGAAUUUUACAUAAUAUAAAGAGAUUUAAGUAUUUUAAGGAAUUUAAUAUCAUCUCUAAGAAACCUGUGAGAAAAAAUUCAUAAUAUCAAUAGAACAUACGAAGUGUUUACAUUAUUCAAGAAUUUCUAAUUUCAAUGCUUUUCGCUGGAAAGUCAAUCCACAACAUAGUGUCGACAAUAAUAGUCGUUAACCGCUUUAUUGACAAACAUUUAGAGCGAUUCUGACAAGUAUACAAUUAGAAUUAUGACGUGAUUGAUCCUCAUGUAAUACGUAAAAAUGUGGACCAAAUAUAGCUACCAGUGUAACUCCUCCGUAACUACUCCCAGGAAAACAAAUGUUUAUCUUCUUAUUGAAGUUAAUUUAAACUUGUAGACGGUACGGACUUGAACGGGAUAGAAUUUAGAUAAAAAUAAUAAUAUAUGCCCAAUGUCUUGUCCUGAUGGACUGAUUAACAUUCAUCAAUUUAAAUCUCUGGGGCUAUUAACUUAAAUAUUUGGAAAGAAGUUCCUUAUUUUAUGACCUCAGAGAGCACUAGGUAGGGAUUUAUGUGAAUUCACUCUUAGGUGAAUUAUGUAUGGAAGUCGGUCAAUUUCGAAGUUAGAUGAAUAGUGACUAGCCCGGUCAAAAUAUUAAAUAGCUAAACAAUAAACACGUAAGAAAUGUUUUUUAUUACAACUUUUGUGCCCGAAUAUUUAUAACAAAUGAAUGUCACUCUUUCAGGCACUUUCAUAUUGUGUCAUAUUUCAGUUUCAACAUCCAAGCUUAUCUUUAUAUUAUCAUGCAGUCUUCUCUUUCCGCCGUCCAUGAAUCUAAUCCCAUUAUUUUUUUUAUUUGGCCACUAGCUGUAAGUCGUAACCUUUGGACACGUUGAUAAUGUGAUAUUGUGAAUUAGGGCUCCGUUAUGCCAAUACAAUAGAGAUAAAGAGUAUAUUUUAAUAAAAUCGCUAGUGAAACGACUGAUUUUUGUAAGCACUAGCAAUCUGCGGCAAUCUUUCCUUCCCCACUGAACGAAGGGCUAUUGAAAAGCCACAGAUAAUGCCCGAUACUGUAAACGGGUUAUUUUAUAUUUAUAAGAUUGAUUUAAGUGUUGUUUUAAUUAUGUUUGAUAUAUAUAUUAAUAUGUUUUAGAUCUCGCUUAGUGUUGUUAAAUGGAUUUGUAUUUUAUUAGUGUUUUACGAUAUCCGGAAAGAUAAGUUCUGUAAAAAUACAAGUUACGUCAUUUUGUACUAACAUGCAAUUUGUAAUAUGCGAAGUAAGUUUAAUAUGAUUAAUAUUUAUAGAUUUGUUGUUUAAGUUAUAAUAUAAUAAUAGUGUUAAAUAAUCGGAGAAUAUAAUAUAUUAGUGGAUAAAUUUGCAAUUUUAUGAUAAAAUAAAAAGAAUGAAUUUAUUUAAGGAAAUUAUAUUAUUAACACAAGUUCGCCUUAGAUUACUUCAUGGAAAAGUGCGGCUUAUUUGAUUUAUGAUAAUUUCAAACGAAUAUUGUCAUAUUACUAAUGACUUAUCGGAGGUUUGAAGACGUAAAUAUACGCUUGUUAAAAGUGGUUAUUCAUAAUCGUAUUCACCCUUCUAUAAACCUAUUUUAAGCCCUCGAUAGCAAAGAAAUGGCCGAAAUUGGUCAGCUUUAUUGUAUUUGUUUUAAUUCCUUAACUCAAGCUGUACUGGAAAAUUAUUUUGGAAUAAAAUUGACGUCAUUGUAUAGGGAAUUUAAAUUUCCAGGCAGCAUUAUUUGAUAAAACAAAUUCUAAUAAUUUUUAAACAAACAAAAACUACAAUACAUGCACUGCGCUUGAUUGCUCAGUGCCGCGCACUCAUUUAUAUGAAAUUGCAUUUUUGUACGAGUAAUGUCAUACGAAUCCUCAUAAGCAGUUGCCUGCAAAGCCUAUUCAGCACAUGUUGGUAAUUAGUCCGCCUAGCUGUGCCCAUGGUUUAUAUGAGCAAUUGUGCCUCAUUUGUCUUUAUUUGUUAUUUAAAACUGACGGUGUUAUUACAAAAAAGUUACACUUGUUCACGGACGAGUAAAAAAAGAAGGACUCCGUGUCACCUUACAUAUCAGUGAGGCACCAAAUCAAGCCGGUAAACGUGUAAAUACAUAGCCCCACGCAUUCACUUACACUAAUACAAGCCGAUCGGCUGCCAUUAUGAGAUUUGCCAUCGUCUGUGACAGAUCAGUUUGCGUCGCAAUAAAAUAUUUUAAAAAUACCGUCGUGCGUUGUGAAAAAGUGUAAAAACAAUUCUAUACACUUACACUAAUACAAGCUGAUCGGCCGCCAUUAUGAGAUUUGCCAUCGUCUGUGACAGAUCAGUUUGCGUCGCAAUAAAAUAUUUUAAAAAUGCCGUCGUGCGUUGUGAAAAAGUGUAAAAAUAAUUCUAUAAAAGUAUUUGUGGACAUAUCAUUAUUUAAGGGAGAAAAAAUUGUGUAACUGGUAUACCCCGUAACCGCUACACACACUAGCAUAAAGGUGCUUCACUUGCUAAUGUCACGGCGCGGAGUUCUUCUUUUUUUACUAGUCCGUGCACUUGUUUUAAAAAAGUUCUUUUACAAAUCUGUCCCUUUUUGUUGUUUAGCGUUCAACAAUCGCUAGACAUUGCUUAGGUAUAUUUAAACGCGAGUCGAAGCUUGCCUAAGGUGUGUCUAACGGAUAUAUCAUAUUCAUAAGGAAGAUUUAGAUUUAUGGUGACAAAUAUAUGACAGCUGUCAAAAAUUGCUUUCCGUUCCUUUAAUUGUAUUUGUACAGGUCUGCUGUUUAUGUUGUGCUUAACGACAUUUUAGUUAAACACAAGCUAAACACUGUUUUGUAAUAGAAAAAGGUAAAUGCCAUUUUAGACGUCGUUAUUGUUAGAUCACUGACGUUGUUAUAGUUAGGUCACUGUCUAACAAAAAGCUGUCUAAGCCAUGUUUAAAUUAAGUUUUUGUAAUGACACCGUGAAUAUUUUGAGACUAAAGUUAUUUAAUUAUUAACACAAUUUUAAGUUCCCAGGCUUAAGUAAAUUUUCAUGAUUGCAGGGUUUUUUUGGUACAAAUUUAUUAUUUAAGGUAGGUUUUUCUAAACACUGCUAAUCUAUACAGUGUUUCAAUGAAGUUGGGCUCAGGGAAGUUAAAUUUCUUGCCUUUCAACUUCAUCUUAGCACUUGGAUAAUUUAUACGCCUAAAUAGAGCCUUUUGUGCUGUUAGACCACCGAUGAAAACAGGCCAGGUUUAUUACUUUAGUGAGCGCGACAAGCCACAUCUUACACCCGCGAUUUGUAUGUCGUAUUUGUGUGAGUGUGCGUGCAUUGUUCAAAAUAGAGGUUAACAGUUGACCUCUAUUUUUUCGACUUGUUCACAGCUGCCACAGCCUAUCUAGACGUAUAAAUGAUCUAAUUAUUAGCACUACCGUCAGUGGGGAAGUGAAGUUAACGCUGUCUGUAUAAUGUCAUUUGUUGAUUGUUGAUGUGAUAGUAAUACGGAUAUAGUUAUGUAAGUUCUGUUGGUAAUUUUUUUUGAUAGUUUAUGUUACAAUGGAUAGAUGACAUCCAUUGUGUCGUUGCUUUUAUUGUAUUUUUUUUUCUUAAUAAUUAAGUCGUCAGUCAUACAGCCAAAAUAAUUAAAGUUCUUUCGGGAUUUA